This is a messenger RNA of Seminavis robusta, 927 nucleotides long. The record is from the annotation of a GenBank genome assembly. NCBI's taxonomy places the organism in Eukaryota, Bacillariophyta, Bacillariophyceae, Naviculales, Naviculaceae.
AUGCAAUGGGCACGCAACAACAGAUUUCCAUGGGGUAAUGGCAGACAGGCAUCCGCAAAAGCUGCGGAAUAUGGCCAUCUGGAACUCCUAAAAUGGAUGAGAAACAAUGGUUGUGUAUGGGAUAGAUCAACCUGUGAAGCAGCUGCCAAAGGUGGCCAUCUGGAACUCCUAAAAUGGACGAGACACAAUGGUUGUGCAUGGGAUGAAUCAACCUGCAUCGCAGCCGCCAAAGGUGGCCAUUUGGAACUUUUGAAGUGGGCCAGAGAGAAGGGAUGCAAAUGGAACCAAGGGACAACUUCAGCGGCAGCCGAAGGUGGACAUUUGAAACUUCUAGAGUGGGUCUGGGAAAAUGGCUGCCCUUUGAGUCAGCUGAUAUGCUCCUAUGCAGCCAAAGGUGGUCAUUUAGAUGUUUUGAAAUGGGCCAGAUUGAAGAAUUGUCACUGGGAUGAUGGGGUAUGCCGUGGUGCUGCAGGAGGUGGCCACUUGCACAUCUUUAGAUGGGCCAAAGAGAAUGGUUGUUGCGAUUGGGAUGCAUCCACAUGUGCAGCAGCAGCUAGAGGUGGGCACCUGGAGACACUGAAAUGGGCGCUUGAACAUGGCUGUCCUUGGGAUGAACAGACGUGUGCCGGUGCUGCAUAUGGUGGUCAUUUUGAGGUGUUGAAAUGGGCCAGAGAGAAUGGAUGUCCUUGGAAUGAAUUGACGUGUGCUGAUGCUGCCAAAGGUGGACAUUUGUUCAUUUUGGAAUGGGCCAGAGUCAAUGGUUGUUCUUGGGAUGAAAGGACGUGUGCUGGUGCUGCCUAUUAUGGGCACUUGGAUGUUCUCAAAUGGGCGCGGGCAAAUGGGUGCCCUUGGGAUCGCCGGACGUGUCGGUUUUGCAGACACAAUGAAGUCCUGCAGUGGGCUCGUGACAACGGCUGUCCAGGGUAA